Aspergillus ibericus CBS 121593 is the source of this 2179-nucleotide messenger RNA. RefSeq lists its product as uncharacterized. The transcript is spliced from 2 exons. Gene Ontology annotation, molecular function: protein binding. Bases 157 to 2034 code for a protein of 625 amino acids. NCBI's taxonomy places the organism in Eukaryota, Fungi, Ascomycota, Eurotiomycetes, Eurotiales, Aspergillaceae. The record is from RefSeq and is a predicted model, not a curated record.
GGAUCAACCCUCAGCAAUGAGAUCGCCCUUCAUAAAGACAAAUCCUGCUCUACCGGCCGCCCUGCCCCCCCAAAUUCUUCUUCCUUCCCAGCCCCCUUUACGCAGUGCUACAUGCUCCGGUAGUGCGUGUCUGUCCUACCUCCCCAAUUCACAACCAUGCGGCAGCGCAGCUCCCCUAGAGGCUUCGGGGCCAUCCGACGCGAUCCUCAAAUAGCGCAAGCGUCCGCGGCUCCGUACGCUUCUUAUGGCGCGUCCUCCGGCUAUAGCAGUGGCCAGUGGAACGGUGGUUAUUCGGCUGGUUCUUACGGUCAGCAAGCAUCGGGAUCAGGUAUGUCGGCGGGAGCAGGUGCCGCCGGGACAGCUGGCACAGCUGGCACCGGACAGAGUGCCUGGAGCGCUGGCACGGCCAGUGGUGCGUAUGGCGCGCAAGGCAGUGCAGCUCAAGCGGGCACCGCUGCAGCCGGAAGUGCGGCCCCAGUAGCAGCCGAUGGAACGGCCGCGCAGCCCAGCGCCGAAGCCGCACCAGCAGCACCAGCGGCAGCAGCAAACUCAGGGUCGACAUGGUCUGAAGCAGCAGCUGGGACACCGCAACAGAGUCAAGCAGUGUGGAAUCAAUGGGCCGCGCCGUCACCGCAGCCGUGGGCAGCCACCGACACCUGGGAGACAUCAGCCCUUCCCACCCCGACCACCUGGGCGACCAUGGCAUCAUCAUCAUCAUCAUCAUCAUCAUCAUCAUCAUCCACCAGCAGUAUAUCCUCGAGUACGACCACCGCUGCCAGUACCACCACCGCUGCCUCGUCUGCGGCAACAGACGCCCCAGAGGGUACGCCGACCUCCACCAAGCUCGGCAUUGGUCUCGGGGUGUCCCUGGCAGUCCUGGCCAUUUUGGGCCUGUUCCUCUGGUCCCUGCACAGUAAGAAGCGUGCGGUGCAGAGAGCCAUUGCGGAACACAACCGAAAAUCCGAAAAGCACCGGCCGGAACCAACCUCACGGCGACCCUCAGUGAAGAGAUACGCGUCGAGUCUCUACAACGGCAGUGUCUCCGCCAUGGGUGCCGUCCCCAGUGCGGCCCGGUCCGUCACAUCUCGUCUUCCCCAUCCCAGCAUCCCGACCAUCUCCAAGCCCGACUACACCCCGAUUAAGGACUUUACCAACAAGGUCUAUGCCAACAGCCGCAAUUCGCUACGAACCGCAACGAACAUCGUCAAAGCCACCUGGCGGCGAUCGCGCGUGCACGUGCCCCGUCCCGCGUCGCAGAACAUGCAAGACCCCAACGGGGCCCUGCGUGAUGGCUUCCGGCAGAUCCACCAGUCGUACUUGGAGCUGCCCCGGCCCAACGACAAGAUCCACCCGGCCUUACGCGGACUCCAUUCCUCCACCGAGACGUUAGUCGGUCCGGACAUGGGCCGACUCAAGGAAGUAUCCGUCUCCAACACGCCCCCCAAGGUCGACACGGGCAGGAUCCCCGAGGCCAAGGUUGCGACGUUGGAUACGGUUUCCCGAGGGACAUCAACCAGCGACAGCACGCCGACGGUCUCUCGCAGCCCGACCAUUGAGAUUCCGACCAUCGAACUACCUACCUCACCGGGUUCACCCCCGAUCUCCCUCGCUCGUGUCUACCGCGUCGAUAUAGCAUUCCGGCCGGUGAGCCCGGAACACAUCGAGCUCAAGGAAGGCCAAACGGCCAUUCUGCACCUAGUCUACGAAGACGGAUGGGCACUCGUCACUCUGCUUGAAACCAACAAAGAAGGCCUCGUCCCACGAGCGUGCUUCUCCGCACAGCCCGUGCGCAACCAAGCCCAAUACCUGGGCAACAACAUCAACAUCUCCACCGAGUGCAUUCCGCGGUGCGCCACGCCCGCGACACCAUCCGAAUCCGGCACGGACGGCGACCUGGGCCGGUUCUACUCGCAAUGCGCGACUCCCGACCUCGGGCCCAUCGACCCCGAGAUCCCGCAAAGUGUGCGGUUGAAAUCGCUGCCCUCCCUGGCCAGCCUCUUCAAAUCGGCGCCCAGCUUCAAGAGUGUGGUCUGAUUGCAUUAGUUCUCUUCUUGUGAAUAUUGCCUUGUGCAGGUCGGGUGUAUAUAGUCUUAUGUAAUGUUUAUGGGCCAGAUACCUGCUAGGAUACUACUACUUUUACUAUUCUGAUGGCUUUCUUUUGUCUACAAUAUACUGGAUU